Molecule: messenger RNA, 1113 nt
Organism: Salvelinus namaycush (lake trout)
Lineage: Eukaryota; Metazoa; Chordata; Actinopteri; Salmoniformes; Salmonidae
Product: protein Wnt-1-like
Exons: 4
Coding region: 1-1113 (370 amino acids)
Biological process (GO): canonical Wnt signaling pathway; cell fate commitment; neuron differentiation
Cellular component (GO): extracellular region
Molecular function (GO): cytokine activity; frizzled binding
Source: RefSeq, a predicted model, not a curated record
AUGAGGAUCCUCGCACUGCUUCUGGGGAUGAAAGCCGCGUGCAUCCUGCUGGUCUCCUCGCGCUCAGGCACGGGGGCAGUCAACAACAGCGGCCGGUGGUGGGGCAUUGUGAACGUUGCCUCCUCUGCAAACCUCCUCACCAACUCUAAGAACGUCCAGUUGGUACUGGAUCCCAGCUUGGGCCAGCUGAACCGUCGCCAGCGUCGCCUCAUCCGCCAGAACCCUGGGAUCCUCCACGCCAUCACAGCCGGCCUGCACACCGCCAUCAAGGAGUGCAAGUGGCAGUUCAGAAACCGCCGCUGGAACUGCCCGACCACCCACAGCCUGGCAAUAUUUGGCAAAAUCGUCAACCGUGGUUGCCGAGAGACAGCGUUUGUGUUUGCGAUCACGAGUGCAGGGGUGACCCAUGCGGUGGCCCGCUCCUGCUCCGAGGGGGCCAUAGAGUCAUGCACCUGUGACUACCGUCGUCGGGGGCCCGGGGGCCCUGACUGGCACUGGGGUGGCUGCAGCGACAACGUGGACUUUGGCCGGAUGUUCAGUCGGGAGUUUGUGGACUCCAGUGAGAGAGGAAGGGAUCUCCGAUACCUCAUUAACCUACACAACAACGAGGCAGGGAGAAUGACAGUGUCAUCAGAGAUGCGUCAGGAGUGUAAGUGCCAUGGCAUGUCAGGGUCAUGCACUAUGCGUACCUGCUGGAUGCGUCUACCCAGCUUCCGCGCUGUGGGGGACUUCCUGAAGGACCGCUUCGACGGAGCAUCCCGGGUCGUCUAUGCCAACAAGGGUUCCAACCGCGCCUCUCACCGUACCGAUCCAAGCCAUCUCGAACCCGAGAACCCCUCCCACAAACCCCCAUCAUCCAGAGACCUGGUAUACUUUGAGAAGUCACCCAACUUCUGCACCUACCACGGCAAGACGGGUACCCACGGAACUUCAGGGAGGACCUGUAACAGCUCGUCUCCGGCGCUGGAUGGGUGUGAGCUGCUGUGUUGUGGUAGAGGGUUCCAAACUCAGACUGAGAAGGUCACUGAGAGGUGUCACUGUACGUUCCACUGGUGCUGCCAUGUUAGCUGCCUCAACUGCACCAGCACACAGACAUUACACCAGUGCCUCUGA